AUGACACGACCAAAACCGCAGCGCAAACCGCAGCAACCAAAAUGGUCCAUGUUUCCCUUAAUGCACGAUAAUGUGGCCUUCUUGCUUGAAGUCGAAGACCUUCAUUUCACCUUUCACGAUCUCGACGAGGAUAUUGGUAGCAUCCAAACCUAUGACACUAGUAUCAUGGGCCGAUUCAACUGCCGCAACAAAAGAUGCGAGUCGAAUGGAUGGUCAAGCAUGAGAAUCGCCAUUACUAUUCGCAUGUACCCGGGCGAACAAUAUAAUGCCAGAGUGUACCAUCAACGGUGCAUUGCGUGCAACUUGCUAAGCAAGCCAAUUCUGGACGAUUCGUACGCAGAGAGGGUUGCGUAUCGUCUUAAAAAAUGGUGCGGAGUUGAGCUGGAACUUCCAGAAUUCUCGGGCCAAAGCAAAGGUCCACACGCAAAGGAAUUCUGUGAAGGUUGCAAGGCUGGACAUUGCAGCGAGGGUCGUCGGAUCGACGGACUAGUUGCCGCUCUUUCAAACUUCUCACUGGGAGGGAUCUGA
This is a messenger RNA of Venustampulla echinocandica, 528 nucleotides long. RefSeq lists its product as uncharacterized. The record is from RefSeq and is a predicted model, not a curated record. The transcript has a single exon. The coding region runs from base 1 to 528 and encodes 175 amino acids. Lineage: Eukaryota; Fungi; Ascomycota; Leotiomycetes; Helotiales; Pleuroascaceae.